UUCUAUCUGCCCUACAAGGAAAGACCAAAACCUCAAAAACCCUCUACUGAGUUGGAAAGAGGAGGAGUCAAUUUUGGAGAGAGAGAGGGAGGGAGGAGCGAGUUGAGAAUGGCGACUCAGUUUCCCGACGAUUUCAAGUGUCCGAUUUCUUUGGAGAUAAUGUCCGACCCGGUUAUACUGUCGUCGGGUCAUACUUUUGAUCGGUCGUCAAUUCAGCGGUGGCUGGACUCCGGUCACCGGACGUGUCCUAUUACUAAACUGCCUCUCUCUGAGCACCCCUCUCUCAUCCCUAACCAUGCUCUGAGAAGUUUAAUUUCCAACUAUACCCUUGUGUCUGCUCCAAAACCACAGCCUCAUCCGGAGCCCCAAACCCUAAUCGCUACUCUCACCUCACCGUCUUCUCCGCUCCACUCCAAGCUCCACUCGCUCGACCAACUCAACCAGUUCUCCAAGCGUAACCCGGCUUUCCGUCGGCGGUUGACCGAGUCAGGCGCGGUUUCGGCGGUGCUGAACUGUGUUGGCUCGGAGGAUUCGAGUCUGCAAGAGAAAGCGCUCUCGCUACUGUUGAAUCUCAGUUUGGAUGACGAUAACAAGGUGGGUUUGGUGGCGGAAGGCGCUAUCGGUCGAAUAGUCGCCGCUUUGCACGGCCGGUCCCCCGAUUGCAGGGCGGUGGCGGCCACUAUGUUGACGAGUUUGGCGGUGGUAGAAGUGAACAGGGCCACGAUUGGGACAUACCCAUAUGCUAUAAGGGCGCUUGUUUCGCUACUUCGAGACGGGAAAGGUAGAGAGAAGAAAGAGGCUGCGACGGCACUAUAUGCUAUCUGUUCGUUCCCGGAUAAUAGGCGAAGGGCUGUUGAAUGUGGGGCGGUACCGAUUUUGAUCAGAAUUGCAGAUUCGGGAUUGGAGAGGGCAGUUGAAGUUCUGGGCCUUUUGGCAAAGUGCAAGGAAGGAAGAGAAGAGAUGGAGAAAUUCAAUGGUUGCGUAAAGAUUUUGGUGCGUGUUUUGAGAAAUGGAAGCUCGCGGGGUGUACAGUAUGCACUGAUGACUCUGAAUUCGCUGUGUAGCAAUGGGGAUGGGAUGUGUUUGGAGACGAUGAAAGAAGGGGUCUUGGAGAUUUGUAUGGGCUUGGUAGAGGAUGAUAAUGAGAAGGUUAGGAGAAAUGCUUCAAGUUUGGUUCAGACUCUGCAGGGAAAACAUUAACUGUGGAAGAAUUUGAGGGAGAUGAAGUGUGCAAGAGAUAUGUUUUUCUGUGACGCCACUUGGUCCUUUGUGGAGGUGAGUUGGGUGUUGUUGAUUGGUUCUCCUAUUUUGGAUAGUUCAUGUACAAAAGAAAAAAAAAAGGUUAGAUUUUGGUGGGCAUGUGGCUUUUUUGUAUUGUACAUUUCAAAUAAAAAUGACAUAUAUGAGCUCUCUUCUUUUUGGAAAGUUUCAAUUUUGCUUUGUAAAUGAUAAUUCUUCUCGAUUCACAAAUUUUCCCUGUUUU
Molecule: messenger RNA, 1483 nt
Organism: Vitis riparia (riverbank grape)
Lineage: Eukaryota; Viridiplantae; Streptophyta; Magnoliopsida; Vitales; Vitaceae
Product: U-box domain-containing protein 8
Exons: 1
Coding region: 109-1200 (363 amino acids)
Biological process (GO): protein ubiquitination
Cellular component (GO): nucleus; cytoplasm
Molecular function (GO): protein binding; ubiquitin-protein transferase activity
Source: RefSeq, a predicted model, not a curated record